Molecule: messenger RNA, 1173 nt
Organism: Dovyalis caffra
Lineage: Eukaryota; Viridiplantae; Streptophyta; Magnoliopsida; Malpighiales; Salicaceae
Source: the annotation of a GenBank genome assembly
AUGAAGGGUAAAACUCAAAACCAGAAUUUGGGCAGAACAUUUACAAAGCUAUUCAAUGCCCAGUUGCAGCUCAUCAAUGUCCUUUCUUUUUUCUUUUUGUUUGGCUGUGGUCUUGCUACUGGGGUCAUUCUUAGUUCCUAUCUCAAAAACGUAUCAUUCAACCUACAUGUCAGCCAAUUCUCUGUUUCUACCACUACCACAACAACAAUACCAUUACCAACAUUUAAGUUGCCUCGCGUAGGCUUGAAAGAAUAUUUGAAGGUGCCAGAUGUCAAGCAUGAUAUGGAUGAAAAGGAAUUGCUGUGGAGAGCUUCAAUGACGCCAAAGAUACGAGAGUUUCCAUUUGAUAGAGCUCCGAAGGUUGCUUUUAUGUUUUUGACAAAAGGUCCAGUUUUGAUGGCUCCGCUGUGGGAGAAAUUCUUCAAGGGCCAUGAAGGGUUAUACUCAAUUUAUGUGCAUUCAAGUCCGUCUUACAAUGAAUCAGAGCCAGAAAGCCCUGCGUUUCAUGGCAGAAGAAUUCCCAGUGAGGAAGUUAGAUGGGGAAAUGCAAACAUGAUUGAAGCUGAAAGACGACUAUUAGCUAAUGCACUCCUUGACAUUGCUAACCAACGCUUCGUUCUUCUCUCAGAAUCAUGCAUUCCAAUCUUCAACUUUUCCACUGUCUACACUUACCUAAUAAACUCAACCAAAAAUCAUGUGGAGUCCUAUGUUUUAGAUGGUCCAGUGGGUAAUGGCCGAUAUAGUCCUCAUAUGAGACCUGGGAUCAGAAUCGAACAAUGGAGAAAAGGCUCACAAUGGUUCGAAAUAGAUCGAGACCUUGCCGUUGAAGUUGUCUCGGAUAAAAAAUAUUUCCCCCUAUUCCAGAAGUACUGUAAGGGACAAUGUUAUGCUGAUGAACAUUAUUUACCAACAUUUAUCGCUAUGAAGCACUCGGAGAGGAAUACAAAUAGGACUUUGACGUGGGUUGACUGGUCAAGAGGAGGGCCUCAUCCUGCUAGGUUUUUAAGAACAGAGGUGACCGUUGAGUUCUUGGAGAGGAUGAGGAAUGGCAGCAAAUGUGUGUAUAAUGGGAAUAGCACCAACACUUGUUUCUUGUUUGCAAGAAAAUUCUGGCCUAAUGCUUUAGAUAGGCUACUGAGAUAUGCGCCCAAAGUCAUGCAUUUCAACCAAUAG